Paramecium pentaurelia is the source of this 3012-nucleotide messenger RNA. NCBI's taxonomy places the organism in Eukaryota, Ciliophora, Oligohymenophorea, Peniculida, Parameciidae. The record is from the annotation of a GenBank genome assembly.
AUGAAUAAUACUAAAUUAUAAAUAUCAGAAAUACUCUUAUCAGAACUUCUACUCAUACUUACAAUUUCAUAUGGUAUGACAUAUCUCUAUAUAAGAAACUUUCAAUUAAUUUAACAUUCAAACUCUCAUCCUUGCUUGCAUUAACAUUUUCUUUACUUUUAUUAUUGCUUAUUGUAAAAUACAAAACUAUAUACUUAAUAAGUAAUAUUAAAAGCAUUUUCAUAUGUUAUUUAAUUUCAGAUUACUAACAAUUGUUUUAUAUUUUGCAUUCUCAAACCAAGAACUAGCUUUAUUAUUGAUUAAUCAUUUAGAACUCUAAUACAAUCUUAAAUUAGCAAUUUUAAGUAAAUUAGCACUUUAAGCUAUUUUAUUUGAUCAUUCAAAUCUCAUAACACUACCAUAAAAUUUGAUUUUCUAUUCUUAUUGUUUUUUUGUAUUUCUACAAAUUGGAAUACAUUAUAAAUCCAAUCAACAAUAAUCAAAAUAAUAGCUACCUCAGAAACUUACACAAGAUGCACCUCCCACAUUUCAUGCAAAAUCUCAAGAAAUUAAAUCAUUUAGACAAGAUGAAAAUUCUAAAUCCCCUGGAAUGUCAUCUUCAGACAUUAAACCAUUGUAAUUGAACAGUGUUCAGCAAGUGUUGAAUGAAGAUGAUCUCAUCAUGACUAAUAUGUACUAAUGAGUGUAAAAAGAAUUACAGGUCGUGGCUCUCAAAUUAGUCUGUUUUAGUUUACAAUGUAGAUUUUACAAUUGUAUAUUAAACUUUCUAUCUUGGAAAGUUAUAGAAGAACAUUGUUGACAAAUUGGAUUGUGAAACUACAUUUUUGGAAUCGACUAUAAUAAUUGGAUGCAAAGAGAUAAAUGAAUUAUUAGGAUAAUCAGGAUUUAGUGAUUCUAUAUUUAGUGAGUAAAUAUAUUAAAUAAUAUUUAGUGGUUCAUUUUUAUUAAAUAAUUUAAAUGAAAUACAUAAAUGUAAAAUUAAAGGUUAAUUUUCAAUUAGAGAUCUAUCAAACUUUUUAAUUAAAGAUUUUGAAAAGUAUUAUAAUUAUAUUAUAAUAAAGAUGGAGAUUUUUUACUCUAACUAUUUUUAAAGUGAAAAAUGAUUUUUUAGAUUUAGAUGGAAUUCAAAUUAAAUUAUUUGUUAAUCAAAUAGAAAAUCAUAAAUUUAUUCUAUUUAGUUUAGAACAUAUUCCAAUUCCUCCAAAAAUACAUAAUUAAGAAACUAGUUUAGUUUUAUAAAAUAUUUAUUUAACUUAUUCACAUGAAUCUAUUAACUAUGUUAAUUGCAUACUUACUUAUAUAUUAAUUCUCAUACAUCAUAUUGAUUAAUAAAAUAAUGAAUAAAAUAGCAAUGUAAUUAAUAUAUUAAUCAUAGAAUUAAAUAAACAAUUAAAAAGAUGAAUAUAUUUUUAAUAGUUUAUAAAAUAUGAGAUAUUCUAGUUAAAGAUACACAUAUUUUUUAUAUUCAAUGAAAGAUUAUAUAUUUUAUCUAAAAAAUUAAUUAUUUUUUAAGAUGAAUGCAAUUAAAAUGGAAGAUUUACUUGAUGAAUUACUUUUAAAUUUUGAACCUGUAUUACAAUUAAAAUAAAUUAAAUUGACAAGUAAUGUAGAUUUAUAAGAUGGAAAUGCAAUCAUUUUUAGUGAUGCAGAAAGAGUAAUAUAUCUUUUAAUUUAAUUAGAUUAAAUAAAUAAUUUCUUGUUUACUUUAUUAUUUUUUAUAAUCAUCAUCAUAAAGUUCUAUUAAAUUAGAGAUAAAGAGUUACACUUUAUAAGGAGUAAUGAUUACAAUCAAAGAUACAAAAUCUGAUUUUGAUGAAUUAACUAAAUAAAGAAUAAUAAAUCUAACUAAAAUCUUAAAUUAAUAAUUAAAAAGUUAGAAGGCUGUUAAUGAAUUAGAUUUUACAAAUCCAUUAGAAUUAUAAAUGAGCAUACUUCUUUGUUGGUAAUUAGCAGGUUCAUUUAAAAGAGGACUUGAAUUCUUAAUUGAUAAUUAAGGAUUUUGUACAUUCACAUUUGUAAUUGAAUCAUAGACUUCUUAAAUGAAAUAUUAAAAUUCAGCAGCAGAUUCAGGACCUAUAAAAAUUCUUGGUAAAAAAAAAUAUUUUGAAACAUCCUUAUCUUUAUUACUAUAAGAAAAUAUGAAUUCAAAUAAUCCAGGAGGAGGUGAAUCUAAAUUAUUGUCGUUUACUCAAUUAUCAAAAUAAUUUUCCUAUAAACCUACAGAUCCAAUAGAUUUAUAGAGUGCAUAUUUUUCGUAACUUUCCAAGAUUAGAUAAGAAACAUCAAAUUCUAAAGCUUUUCCUAAUAGUGGCACAAUUCAAAAAUAAUCAAGAGAACAUAGUGGAAGCUUUUCAGGAACAUUAAAAUAAUAGAUAUAAUCAGAUAGUAUUUAAUAAAUUACUCGUAUUCUUAAUAAAAAUAAUUUGAGUGUUUUAGGAAAAAGUGAAUCUCCUCAUGAAUCUCAAUAGACUUUUACACUUAUUGAUUUUGGUUAAACAGAAUAAGCAGCUAAUUAAGUAAGAUUACCAGAUUUCUAUCCUAAAUUGUUAACUCAUGUUAUUAAAUAUAGAUUAAGAAAUAAUUGUUGUUCAAAAGUACUUCUUUUAGAUAAUGAUCCAUUUUCAGUUAUUGUCUUAUAGUAAGUACUUUAGAAAUAUGAUAUUAAAUGUGAUUAUUGUUUUUCUGGAUUAUAAGCAAUGGAAAUAAUUGAAACAAAGAAAAGAUAACCAUGUCAUUGUGGCAAUCGAUUCUAUUUAUUAUAUAUAAUAGAUUUGAAUAUUCCAGUAAUGAAAAUUAUAUAUAUUAUAGAUUUUAAGAGGAGGAGAUUUUGUAUAGUAAAUCAAAUAAAUGAUGUAAAUGGGUAAUAUGGAUAAAGGAUUUGCAAUUGCCACAGCUACAGUAGUUGAUUUAAAUAGUAAAUUAGAAUGUUUUAGAAAUGGUAUGGAUUAUUUCAUAUCGAAACCAUUUGAUUUAAUAGAGAUCAGUGCAGCAGUGACAUACCUUGAUUUUUGA